Molecule: messenger RNA, 429 nt
Organism: Acanthoscelides obtectus
Lineage: Eukaryota; Metazoa; Arthropoda; Insecta; Coleoptera; Chrysomelidae
Source: the annotation of a GenBank genome assembly
AUGUUAGAUGGCGCUGAAGCUGCUCUGUCAACGACGGUUCUGGAUGUUCUUUACUUGCCGGGGGAAGCUGUGACCAGGGGGUGAAACUCAUAAAUCAAAUCCAAGCGAAUAACCAAAAUUUCCUUAUUAUGUACCGCGGUUAUAAUAUGGUACGGGAUGAUGACGUCAGUUACUCGAAUCGCUUGAACGCGUUGGUUUUAAUUGCGGUUUGUUUCAAGUUGUUUAUUUUAGAAAAGCGCCUAUAUAAUUUCUGAUUAUUUUUAUUAUCACUUAAUAAUCGGUGCUUUUUCGUCUACAACGGGGUAUGGAAAGUUGAAAAAAAGAAACCUUUCAUAGUAUUAAUGGGAGGAACGUUUUGGCGUGGUAAAAAUACUAAUCAAUAUCUGUGUGUUAGUAACCCUAUCCCCUUCCUGACGAAAACAAACCUAG